Messenger RNA from Trichoderma citrinoviride, 1545 nucleotides. RefSeq names its product general substrate transporter. Gene Ontology annotation, molecular function: carbohydrate:proton symporter activity. Bases 1 to 1545 code for a protein of 514 amino acids. The record is from RefSeq and is a predicted model, not a curated record. Gene Ontology annotation, biological process: transmembrane transport; carbohydrate transport. The transcript is spliced from 6 exons. NCBI's taxonomy places the organism in Eukaryota, Fungi, Ascomycota, Sordariomycetes, Hypocreales, Hypocreaceae. Gene Ontology annotation, cellular component: membrane.
AUGUUUGGCAGCAAGUCUAUCAAGAUCAAAGGCGCCGACUGCGGCGUCGAUGCCCUCUUUCUUGCCAUCAUCACCUGCAUCGGCGGUUUCCUCUUCGGCUACGAUAUCGGCCAGAUCUCGGGCAUUCUCUUGUACAAUGACUUCAUCUACCGGUUUCUCUGGGGUAGUACUGCCACGGUCAAAUCCCUUCUUGUCUCUUUCAUGGGCGUUGGCUGCCUUUUUGGCUCUUUGAUCGGCGCGUAUACAACCGACUUCCUCGGACGAAGAAAGAGUAUCGCAUUAGCGGUGGCCCUAUACAUCACGGGAGACAUUGUCCAAGUUACGGCAAAGGAGAGCUGGAUUCAUAUUACCAUCGGGAGAUUUGUUUCUGGUCUCGGCAUGGGCAAUCUUUCCGUCGGCGUCCCGAUGUUCCAGUCUGAAUGUGCUCCACGGCAGAUUCGGGGCGCCGUCGUUGCUUCUUACCAGCUCUUGAUCACGAUUGGAAUACUCUUCGGCAACGUUGUCUGCUACCUCAUGCGGCCUCUUGAAAACGACAGCUAUUCGUGGCGCAUCAUCAUCGGCUUGGGCGCCGUCUUCUCCUUGCCGCUUGGACUUGGCAUCCUUUUCGUUCCCGAAUCCCCGAGAUGGCUCGCUGGCAGGGACAACCACGAUCAAGGCAAUGUCAUUGUCGAGAACGACAUGCACGAAAUGAAGGAAGUUUUGGCCCUGGAGCAACAGAGCGGCAGAGCUUCCUGGGCUGAAUGCUUCUCUGGCAAGGCCAAGGUCCCCAAGACACGGUAUCGUACCUUUCUGGGGAUGGGCAUCCAUUUCUUGCAGCAAUGGACAGGAAUCAACUACUUCUUCUAUUAUGGCGCCACCGUCUUUGCAUCAGCCAAGAUCAAAGAUCCUCUCAUGACGCAGCUUAUCCUCGGCGCCAUCAAUGUUGCCACGUCAUUCUCGGGGGUCUACUUUGUCGAUAGGCUGGGUCGUCGAUGGCCUCUUAUUCUCGGCGCUCUGUGGCAAAGUGUGUGGUUGCUGAUUUUUGCCUCCAUUGGCGCGGUGAGCCGUCGGGACGAAUCGUCGCCCGCCUUUGGCAUUGCCAUGAUUGUAGCGGCAUGCAUGUUCAUUGCUUCGUUUGCGGCCACCUGGGGUCCCAUUGCCUGGGUUGUCAUGGGCGAGACGUUUGCUCUUCGGACGCGUGCCAAACAGGCCUCAUUAGUCACGGCAGCCAACUGGACGGGCAACUUUUUGAUUGGAUUACUCACUCCCCACGCCGAUCAUGCCAUAUCAUACUCGUUUGGCUUCAUCCUAGCCGGCAUGAAUCUCAUCGCCGCCGCUGUUGUUUGGCUGUUUCUAUACGAAUCCUCUUUGCUCAGUCUGGAAAACGUGGACAUCAUGUACAGCAUCCAGGAUCUUUCGCCGUGGAAGAGUGCCCAAUGGGUGCCACCAGGGUACCUCACACGUCUGACUCGAGACGAACAACAUUUCCGCGGCGAGAUGGUGGAGAUGGCGGGUAAAGAUGGCGACGUGAAGCCUGACGUGAAGUCUGACGGGAAGAAUGUCUAA